UUCCUCGCCGUCUAUAUCCUCAACGACUUUUGUGCUUGCUCUUUUCUACAUGAACAAUUUUGGCUGAGAUAUGCCCGAGAUGUUAGUCUACGGUGUCAUAUUGUCAUUGAUGGCCCUGUUCCCACAGAUACACGGCAUCAAAUGUGUUAUGUACCUCACUGGACAACACGAUGUAGUCCCUGAGUUAUCUCUUGUAUCAGAUGUGACGCACGUGGCUCUAGCAUUCAUGCGAUCAUCUAUCUUCAAUACCAAGGACAACACCUCAAGCUGGCCUUUGUUUACUACUGUCGAUGCAGUCCGACCAAAGUUCUCGGUCGGAACAUCAAUCCUUGUCGCCAUUGGUGGAUGGGGCGACACGCAAGGGUUCUCUGAGGCGGCCUUGACCAAUGAGAGCCGAAAGUUGUUUGCGCACAACAUCAAAAGGAUGGUUGAGGAUACUGGCGCAGAUGGCGUUGAUAUUGACUGGGAGUAUCCAGGGGGCAAUGGAGAGGAUUAUAAACAAAUCCCCAAUUCAGAAAAGGCCUGGGAGGUGGAGGCAUACCCAAAGCUUCUCGAAGAGAUCCGAAAGGCAAUAGGCCUUGAGAAGCUCAUCACAGCCGCUGUCCCAGGCCUCCGACGAGACAUGGUCGCUUUUACGAAGGAAACCGUCCCAAAAAUCAUCGCAUCGAUUGACUUUUUCAACGUUAUGACAUAUGACCUGAUGAAUCGACGAGACACCAUCACCAAGCAUCAUACAGGCUUGCAGCUAUCUAUUGAAAGCAUCAACGCAUACUUAGAAAGUGGCGCGCCCGCUGAGAAGCUAAACCUUGGAUUUGCAUACUACGUAAAGUGGUUCAAGACGGAUGCCAGCCAUGCUGACGAGUGCGCAGAACAUCCUAUCGGAUGUCCAACUGCAUUAAUGGAAGAUCCAUCCACGGGGGUGGACCUUGGACAAGCAGGGGGAUUCUCAUGGCAUGACCAGGUCCCCUCAGAGUUAGCUGCAUCCUUUGAGAGAGCAAAGUCAAGCGGUGUAUACGAUACAAUUGGAGGUGGGUAUUACUUCUGGGACUCGGAAGAAAACAUUUUCUGGUCCUGGGAUACACCAGAAGCCAUCCUGAAGAAGUUCCCAGAAAUAGUGGAUGAGAAACAGCUUGGUGGUGUUUUCGCAUGGGGGCUAGGUGAGGAUGCUCCCGACUUUACGCAUCUCAAAGCUACUGCUGCCGGCCUGCAGCAGUACUCGCCAGACAGGCCGGAGGGACAAGAGGAUGAAGCUGAUGUCAGCAAUGGCAAGGAUGAAUUAUGACUAUCCGUUCGAAGGCUGUGAAGGAGGAUUUUAGUGACGUCGUCUACUUUUUGCUCGUAUAGCCUGCCAAGGAAAACAGCAGGUAGUGGAUAAAAAAUAGCUCAUAGUUCCUGGCC
Penicillium subrubescens is the source of this 1398-nucleotide messenger RNA. Its product is annotated as glycoside hydrolase family 18 protein. Gene Ontology annotation, cellular component: extracellular region. Lineage: Eukaryota; Fungi; Ascomycota; Eurotiomycetes; Eurotiales; Aspergillaceae. The record is from RefSeq and is a predicted model, not a curated record. The transcript is spliced from 4 exons. The coding region runs from base 71 to 1282 and encodes 403 amino acids. Gene Ontology annotation, biological process: carbohydrate metabolic process; chitin catabolic process. Gene Ontology annotation, molecular function: chitin binding; chitinase activity.